Formica exsecta is the source of this 1877-nucleotide messenger RNA. Its product is annotated as hemolymph lipopolysaccharide-binding protein-like. Lineage: Eukaryota; Metazoa; Arthropoda; Insecta; Hymenoptera; Formicidae. The coding region runs from base 319 to 972 and encodes 217 amino acids. The record is from RefSeq and is a predicted model, not a curated record. The transcript has 3 exons.
UAUAAAGAGACGAGAUAAUAAGUGAUUCAAGUCACGAAAAUUAUUGAUAAUUUCGUUACGUAAUUGUCGUUCCGUUGUGCGACCAUGCGCAAUCGUGUUGUUAAACUUUUCCAGCGUACGAUAUUACAUUACGAUAUAUCAAUUUAUUAUUUUUCUCACUUCGCCGAGAUCAGCAGAUGAUUGAUAAUCUUAAUCUUUGCUCGUGACCCGGCUCGGGUCAUCGGUAUCUUACCAAACGAGUGCAGAAGACAGACACUAACUAUUUAGCUGUGACACUAACUAUUACUUCGCGAACCUGUCAGAUAAUAACAUUUAAUAAUGUUGAAGUAUCUUUCAAUAGUUUUUAUUUUUUGGUGUCAAACACAACGAUAUGCAUUCGCUCAAAGUGACACUCAGACCCUUCCAUUAACAUCGCUAAAAUCAAAUAAACCCAAUUGCAGUGAAAUUACAGAGGAGCUCAAUAAAAGGCACCUGGUUAAUAUGAACGGUCACAAUAACUAUCACGUGGGCCAGCAGAUAUUUUAUAUGUACAACGAACAACAAUUGAAAGGAUUGUUACCAAGUAGUAAGGAAAGAUUGGAUGGCUACAUCGUCACACCUGGCAUAAGUGCGCACAAGCUUCAUAAACGCAACCUCGUCUGGAAUAAGGCUCGCCAGGCUUGUAUCCAGGAAGGAGGUCAUCUGGCGAUUAUCAAUUCGGAUUCGGAGGAGAAGAUCCUUUUGCGUAUGCUGCAAGAGGAAAAAGUCAACGCAGCUUGGCUCGGGGUUCAUGAUUAUUUUGAAGAGGGCGACUGGGUUACCGUUAAAGACGAAGCAUUAGAAAAUACCGGGUAUAUGAAGUGGACUACAAAUCAACCCGAUAACUAUAUUAAUAAUCAAAAUUGCGCGACUCUCUGGCAAAUUGAGGAAGGUGGGAUGGACGACAACACUUGUAACCGACCGUUUCCCUUCUUCUGCGAGAUUCCUCUGUAAAAUUAUAUUGCGUUAGAGAGAUCUGCUAGCGUGACAGAUAAUCGCGCAUGUGUACAUUUAUAAUAGUACGUGUAAAUAAAUGAGCAACUCUCCAUUUACAUCCUGUUCCUGGAAUUUUGAAUCGAGGGGAUUGGAAAUUCUUAUAGAAAUUCAUUUUUACGGAUAUUGAUGUCGUUAAUAUCGAAGUGUUUGCGCGAUGUCGCAAAUUUGAUUUCCCCCUCGCUUCCGCAAAGCGCGCGAGGGUGGAUUAAAUUAAUCGCGACGCGACACCGAACCGCAAUUUCACUCAGUUCUCCGUUCUUCCCUACCGAUAUUAAGGGAUCCCAUUGAAAGAUCGACCUGCGUCUGGAGUGCAGUGAUAGCAUACAGUUAGAUUAGCGAGGGUGUACCUAUAGUUUGAAUUGCGCGAGUAAGACCGACGAAAAGUGUCGCGCUCGCGAUAUUGUACAGCCGUGAAUACUAUUCAGUUGAUUCGAAUAGCGAGUAAUCGAGUUUGCGAAUGACGGUGAUUGAGUUCUCUUCCGGUUUCAUUGCAUGGAUGAGAGAUCGCUGGGAACGAAGGAGCUCCAAUCGGGUGAUCGUAAAAUGAAGCUGCCUUUGUUGAAAUUUCGCUAUGAAUAUAUGAUAUACAUAUAUCUGCGAGAGAUAUAUGAAAGACUAAAAUAUUAAACUUCUUCAUUUAUAUAUAUAUAGUUUUGUGUGUGUGUGUGUAACAGUAUGUUAUAUCAUCCGUAUACCUUCAUCUCGUACAGAUGCUUUAUUCGGAGCAAACGUUACGGAAUAUUAUUGAAUUUUCCCUGUGUUUCUUAUCAUUCUGUCUUAUUUUCGUUUGCUGAGACAAUCCGCUUAUCCCCGAGAUGUAUUCCGUAAAGACUAGCUUCUUUCUUUUCACAAAAAAAAAACAA